Ixodes scapularis (black-legged tick) is the source of this 4058-nucleotide messenger RNA. Its product is annotated as activating transcription factor 7-interacting protein 1. The transcript has 13 exons. Lineage: Eukaryota; Metazoa; Arthropoda; Arachnida; Ixodida; Ixodidae. The record is from RefSeq and is a predicted model, not a curated record. Gene Ontology annotation, molecular function: protein binding; transcription coregulator activity. Bases 74 to 2980 code for a protein of 968 amino acids. Gene Ontology annotation, cellular component: transcription regulator complex; nucleus. Gene Ontology annotation, biological process: regulation of DNA-templated transcription.
CUCUGCGAAGCAGGGGCCGUCGGCAACCCAGGAAGCGAAACCCGAAGACCCUAAUCCGGACCCCCCCUCCACCAUGAAGGUGAUCCUUUUGGACGGCGACGCGGAAGAGGAUGAAAAAGGAGUGGAGGAGAGAGGAGACGCUCCAGUGGUCGACGAGCCUGAGGAAGCAGCCAUAGUCGAGAAAAAACCAACGACCGACAGUGCAGUGGAGAGAGCCGUCAUCGCAGAAGAAGGGGUCGACGGCGGAACUGAGGUGGUGGCUGCCACUGGAGAUACUGAAGAGACAUCCGCCGGAGAUGUUGAAGAGGUAUUCGCCGGAUUGGACAGCAAGGAAGUCGUCGAAGCAGGGGAGGAGGAGGCUGCUGAAGCGGACAGUGAGUUGGCUGCUGAAGAGGGCGAGCCGGCUGCCGAAGAGGACGAGGUGGCUGCCGAAGUGGACGAGGAGGUCGCUGAAGAGGGUAAAGAGAUGGCCGCUGAAGAGGACAAAGGGGUGGCCGCUGAAGAGGACAAAGAGGCAGCUGUUGAAGAGGACAAAGAGGCGGCCGUUUGCGAGUCGAUGGACGAGGACGCACCGACGAUAGACCUGUGCUCGGAGGCAGACGAGAGGGAUGUAGACGACAUGGACGAGGAGGCGGUCAAGGUCGAGCUGAAAGGGGACGACCCGGAAAAUCCGCCGGAGGAGUAUGAGGCCGGGAAGGAGAAUGAGUCGCCCAUUUUGAAUGGAGGCGACGUGGUCGGCCUGCCCGCCAUGGGGCUCAAGGAGGACCUGGACAUGGAACAGGUCUUGGCCAUCGAGCCAAAGAAGCGCCGCCGCCUGGCUUCCUCUGGCUACUCCAGCCUUGCCGAGCUCAAGAAGGCGCUGGGGGUGACGGACGGCUCGGACGCGGCUCCGGACGGCUCCAAGCGCAUCAAGUUCGAGGACGGCGCGGAGUCGGACAAAGGGGUCCUGACGGAGUGCAAGCCCGAGGAGGGGGUGAGCCAGACGCCUCCGCCCGUGGGCAUCCCCGUGGGGCCCAACCUGGUGGUGCUGAGCAGGGCCCAGCUGGAGGCGUACGUGGCCCAGCGGGUGCGGGAGUGCCUGGCCCUGCAGGGGCAGGCCCUGCUCCAGCCCAUGGAGAAGAAGUGCGAGACGCUGCACCGGGCCCUGGAGCGCUGGCGCCGCCGCUCCUUCCAGCUCCAGAAGCAGCUCAACGAGUUCGUCUGCGAGCAGGAGCGCUGCGCGGGGGCACGCAGGAACAGGGUGAUGCAGCGUUCAGUCGGGGUGUGCGUCCGGAUGCCGCCGCUGAAGCAGCAGCCGACUUUGACCCCGAUCGUGGCCACCUCAAGGCCGACCAUAUCCACGGCCAAUUCCACGGUCGCAGCCGGAGUCAACAGGCCGUCCCAGCCGACGCCGGGCAUGGUGCAGCAGGUGCGCAUGACUGGUGCCAGUGCGAGCAACCUUGCUGCGCAAUUGGGAUUUAAGCCUAACCAAGCCAUGAAGUUGGUGACUGUUUCAACACCAAGUGGUGGCACCACCACGGUGGUCACGAGGAUGCCCCCUCAGUUGCAGGUGGCCAGCCCCAGCACGCCCACGAGCAUGCCCGUACCCGUCCAGCUGAUCGCCAACACCGGAACUCCUUCUCAACAGGUGAAGUCGGUGUCGCUGCCGAGUGGCACCGCAACAAGCGGCACGGUGGUCCGCACGGUCGCGGUGGUGUCUUCGGCGUCGUCCACCCCAUCCACGGUGUCCCAGACGGUCAAGUUCAUCGACCUCACGCAGGAGGAAGAGGGACACGCCAAAGUCAUCUCGAUGCCUGCCAUGUCGAUGGCCGGAAACACCGUGCAGAAGAUCUCAAUGCCGUCGUCGGCCAUUCCUGUGCUGAGCGCCGCUCCGACGUCGCUCGUUCAGGUGACCCCUUCGGCCAGCCAGCCGGUGCUGCGGGCGGCGACGGCGGUGUCGUCGGGGGUGGUGACGCAGGCGGGCGGCAGCUUCCGGCUGACGCCGUCGAUGAUGGCGCAGCCGAGGGUGACGUACCUGGUGCCCAGCCUGCCGCCCGGGAUGGUAGUGACUCCCAAGGAGUCUGGGCCCCGGAUCAUCUCGGGAACGCCAGGUUCAGGCACCGCCAUGCCCAUGCAGACGAUCCUACUACGCAUGGCCUCGCCGCAGGGUGGCUUCACCACAGUCCCAGGCAACGCCAUCACCAUGGGCAGCCUGACCCCGAUGCCCGGCGGGCCCGGCGGCCCCGGCACCACCAUGAUGGUCCAGGCGCCGGCGGGAUCCCAGGUUCGCAUGAUCCGGGCUCCGCCCCCGCUGAGCCUCCCGCGCGGCGGCACCACCCUCACCCUCCCGCCGGGCACCACCCUCGUGCGGGGUCCCCCCAACCAGGGGGGCGGGGUCACCCUUGUGGGCGGGACCCCCGUGGGCGGAGUCUCGGGCGGUCCCGCCUCCUCCUCCACGACGACGGUGCGGGUGCCCGUGCCCGUGCCGGUCUCGAAACCCGCGGGAGUGGCGGAGACCACCCGGGGCUCGCCGGUGGUGCCGGUGGGCGCCGCCAUUGCGGUGCCGGCCGGCACGUCUGUGCUGGGGAAGGUGGACACGCCCGCGUCGGCCACGGCCCCGCCUCCGGUCGCCAAGCACCCGGCCCCGUUGCCGCCCACCGCGCGGUACCUCGACGAUCCCAAGAAGAAGAGGCUGCCUCCAAAGCCGGCGCUCAAGAUCACCAAGGCCGCCAGCGGCCUGGUUCUGUCCUGGAACAUGACCUUCAACUCGCUGUAUGCCGAGAUCCAGACGUACCAGCUGUACGCCUACCAGGAGACCGGUGGCCCCCCGGCCACCUCGCACUGGAAGAAAGUGGGCGACGUGCGGGCGCUGCCCCUGCCCAUGGCAUGCACGCUGACUCAGUUCGUGGAAGGACACAAGUACCACUUCGCCGUGCGUGCCGUGGACAUCCACAACAGGCUCGGGCCCUUCAGCGAACCUUCCAGCAUCCUGCUCAAGUAAAGACGCCAACAGGACGCUCUUCAGCGGCCCGCAUCGCUGUCCCGGUGCGUCGUCGCUUCCGUGAGGCGAAGCACGCCUCGAUGCAUCUCCGCUGGAGGGCAAGGAACUACUCCUCCCUAGGUUCAUCAUUCCCGGAGAUUGAGACUUUGUUGCCAUCAGCGCUGUGCGAGGCGAGCCAGUUGCUAUCAUCCGUGGCUUGCUCGGUACAUAUCUGUGUAGCGCCGUGACGACAAGUUUAGGGGACCGCGCCUUAUCGUAUCAUCAUUUAAGACAGUGAUCUGCGUCCAUUUGAUCGUCAUCCCUCCAGGACUAGUGUGCCGCCACUCAACUUCCCGGCUAUCCCCUCGGGUGGUCUUUUGGGAAUGUUACAACUGCUUGUUCAAGUUAGGUGCCCUGGAAAGACUGAAAUGGGUUUUUCAUCUUGAGAGUCAUGCUUGUCUUUUUCUUGUAGUAGGUAAGGUACUGGAUUGCUGUGCAACACCAGUUGGUGCAGUUUCCCGUGGCAGACUGCAGAACUUUGCUGGUGUCCGUACGGCCUAUGGACCACUUUUCCUCAUUCAUCCUGGGAAGGAACGACACCAUCGUCAUUGAUUUAAAAGCGUGUUCCCAUUCCUACGUCGACUCGCGGCCUUUGGCGUUGUGCUGUCGCCGGAGCAUCCCUACAUGGACAUCCUUCACGUGUGCUGUAGCACAGUGUGGAAAUGUAGAAGUGCUUCACGGAGGCCCUGCUGACUCUUUGCUCGGGAUUUGCGGAGGCCCCGGUGUCAGCAUCUAAAAAUAUCGAGAAUGCAAUACCGUAGAUUUUCUCGUAUGACUAAGGUAGGGAGGGAAGGAUAGGAGCUAUUUGGGCCGAAACAUGGGGACACUUGUUUCUUUGCGUGUGUUUUGGCAGGGCUUACUUUUGUUUGUGAAAGAGGAGAGCUGGCAUGUUCUCACUGGAGGAACAGGGAUUUCUGUGCCUUCUCCACUUUCAAGGACUUCUGCAAUUAGGAGGGGUCAAGUUUUGCACUUUGUGGAGUUUCACAUUUUUGGUUGCUCUUGUUUAGAUUCUUCAAUAAACCAGGUGUGUGAAUAUGUU